This is a messenger RNA of Papilio polytes (common Mormon), 4999 nucleotides long. It is a transcript of the gene Lap1, whose product is annotated as protein lap1. The transcript has a single exon. Gene Ontology annotation, biological process: neurotransmitter receptor transport, endosome to postsynaptic membrane; neurotransmitter receptor transport postsynaptic membrane to endosome. Gene Ontology annotation, cellular component: postsynaptic density; postsynaptic membrane; adherens junction. NCBI's taxonomy places the organism in Eukaryota, Metazoa, Arthropoda, Insecta, Lepidoptera, Papilionidae. The record is from RefSeq and is a predicted model, not a curated record. Bases 223 to 2958 code for a protein of 911 amino acids. Gene Ontology annotation, molecular function: protein binding.
GGAAAGGGAAGGAGUGAAUCAGUUUGGUUGAUUUUAUGUGAAUCAUUUAAUAGCAAAUAGUAUUUGUAAAAACGUAUUUAUUUUUGGUUUUCUAAAUGUUAAGUGAAAAUUUCUAUGAUAAAAUGUUUUCAAUAAAGUUUGUUAUUCGCCAUUUAGGAAACGGUCAUGAGUAGUUUUUUUAAGAACAUAGUUUUCGUGUGCAAGUGGAAGUGUUAUUAAAAAAUGCCAUUCAAUUUUUUUUGUUGUGUGAGGCCCGGAGUUGAAGACGUCGUGGAGUUGGAUUACUCUCAUCAAUCCUUAACAGAUGUUCCCACCGAUGUGUUUGUGUAUGAGAGGACACUAGAAACACUGCUCUGCCAAAGUAAUCGUAUCACAGAGUUACCGCGCCAGCUUUUUAUGUGCCAUGGUUUGAAAUAUUUAGAUCUUAGUGAUAAUGAGUUACAAGCGAUUCCCACAGCAAUAUCCUCUUUGGUAAAUUUACAGCAUUUAAACAUCAGUAGAAACACAUUGGCGUCGAUACCUGACAACAUGAAAGCACUGAAAUAUCUCAUGUUCCUUGACCUCAGUGUUAACCCUCUGGAGAAACUACCAGAUGCCAUAACAAAUCUCAUAGCACUAAAAGAACUAUAUCUUAAUGAUACAUAUCUCGAAUAUCUUCCUGGAAAUUUUGGAAGACUAGCUAACCUAAACAUAUUAGAGUUGAGAGACAAUUACCUUAUGAUUUUACCCAAAUCUCUGUCUCGUUCCACUGAACUCUUGCGAUUGGAUAUAGGACAAAAUGAGUUUCAGCAAUUCCCUGAAGUUAUUGGAAGAUUUCUUAAGUUAAAAGAGCUGUGGAUUGAUAGUAACAGCUUUACAACAAUACCAUCUAUAAUUAAGCCAUUAGAAAAUUUGAUUCACCUAGAAGCUAGCAAUAAUAUGAUUGAAGAACUUGCACCAGAAAUUGGAAAUUGUACACAGUUGUUAGACUUAAGUUUAUCUAUCAACAGCUUGACACAGUUGCCUGACAGCAUUGGGCAGCUAAGUAACCUGACUUCUUUGAAGCUAGACAACAAUAGGUUGUACUGUUUACCAGAUAGUAUAGGUCAGUUGAAGAACCUAGAGGAAUUAAUGCUCAUGUGUAAUUAUUUAGAUAAAAUACCAUCAUCUAUUGGACUUUUAAGAAAACUGCAAUAUUUAAAUGUUGAUGAUAAUAUGUUGAAAUCAAUCCCUCCAGAAAUUGGGAGUUGUACAAAGUUAUCUGUGUUAUCUCUACGAGCAAAUAAAUUGUCAAAAAUCCCUCCAGAAAUUGGGCAUUUGUCCUCUCUAAGAGUAUUGAAUUUAGUGAGAAAUUCUCUAAGUUGUCUUCCCCAGUCCUUAUUAAAUUGUGAUAAUUUGGUGGCUCUUUGGCUCUCUGAAAAUCAAAGCAAACCUUUAGUGCCUAUGCAUUCUGAAGUUGAUCCUCAUACUUAUGAACAAGUCCUAACUUGUUUUCUGUUCCCACAAGUGCCUUUAACACCUAUUGAAUUAAAGAAUGAUAAUGAAAAACCUGAAAACACAGAGACACAAUCAACUGUAAGACACAUUAGUUUUGUUGAUAUGAAGGCUACUGCAAAAGUCCCAGAGAAACCUGGACAGCUGCGAAGGGCACCUACUCCUUACCCUAAAGAAUUGCGAGCUAUGGCUAAACAUGCAAGAAAUAUUCAUAAAGAUGGAACUCAAGAUGUAACACCACCUAUGCAAAAUGCUGUUCACAUAAAAGCAGCAAAGAUCACUCCAACUUUACAGCAAAGAUUUGCAUCAGACAACAAAAAGGAGAGCAAUAAUACUACAAGCAUAGAAAAUGGUGGAAACAUUAAAGAAACAUUUAAAACAGCCUCAAUAUAUGAUAAUCUACCCCCGGAAAAUGCUUAUGACAGACCAUUAGAUCUUACUUAUGAACAAGAUAAAACAUACAAAAGUGUAGAUCAUGCAUUAUAUGUUGAAAACAAUGGUGGUGCAAAUAUAGAAUAUGAAGCUGAAAAUGGAGAACCAUACACACAAAGACAUUACACUGCCAAACAUGAUAAAUAUCAACAUCAAGAAAUAGAAAAAUCAAAUAAUUGUAAGCAAUCUAAUUCAUAUGCAGAACACUUAGAACUAAAAAGUUACCAUCAAGCAAGUGAUUUAAGUUAUAGAAGCAACAUAGAUGAAACUCAGAAUCAUUUUCAAAGGCUUAGUCUCAGUUCACAAGACCGACAUUCAAAUGAAGAAACUAUUAUGCCAGCUCAUUACAAUGAAAGUCCUUAUAACUCAAGAGCUGAGAAUGUUCCUAAUUUUGAUCCCUCAUAUCAUAGACAAGAACAUGUUAUGUGCCACAAUAUACCAGCAAGUAAUUAUCAUGACAAUGUCUAUGAACAAGACACUUAUUCCUGUAACAAGGAAAAGAUAUACGGUCAACGAAACUAUAAUGCUUAUGGUUAUCAUAGCCAUGCAGGCCAUGACUUGCCUCCUGGCCCCAGAGUACAUACAGUAAGUCAAGUAGUCAGUUCAACAACAAUGCCAAAUUUGAGUAACUAUAACAAUGUGUAUGUGCAACCAACAGCUGAAAGUCAUCAUUUCUCUGGACCGUUACAUCAAUCUACAACUCCAAAUGCUAAUGUUUAUGGUAUGACAUCAAGUCCUACUUACAUUCCAUCUCAAUCGCCCGAAUUAUAUUCACCUACUGGUCACACAAAUGCAACAAAUCCAUACAGAAUGACAAACACUCCCUUAGUAACGGAUGAUGGUAGCUUCAGUCAUGUCCAAUCUCCAACGAGCCAGAAUGCAUAUGAUUUGUAUGAUGCAGGACCAGCUACUCAUUCUCCUAAUGUGGUAAGCCAUCGUCAUAGUCCAAGCGGAGUAACGGAGAGUAUGUAUAUGAGGGGAAAACCUCCUCCAUAUCACAUUGCGGCGCCUUACACCAAACAUGCUCAGUACUUUAACGGAACGGGUGGAUAGUGUUUGCAUUUUGCAGAGAACUGCAGACACUGUAUGUGUGAACAAUGUUUGUGUAAAUAUUGUCUGUGUGAAUUAAACUACUAUCAUCACUAACUAUUUAUUUAUCUAUGAAAUAGUUCUUUUUUUAUAUAUUUAUAACUGUAACUAUUUUCUGGAUGUGCAAUUUAAAUGUGAUAUGUAUUAUGUAAUGUUUAAAUAAUCUAUAUUUAAGGUGCUAAGAAGAGGAUUAUGCAGGAACAUUUUUAUAAAGGAUACCUUUUUGAGAAUGGUUAACAAAGAAAUAAAAAGGAUUAUAUUUUAAAUUGUUUAGUAGGUACUGUUAUAGUACAAAUGUAACAACUAUGUUGUUUCAUAUUGAUGUUCACAAGUAGUUUCUUGUAUGUUAAAAUUCUAAUUACUAACAAUAAUCUGAAAAUAUUAUGUAAAAAUGUAUAGAUAUGUGAUAAGUAUAAAAGAUUAAUGUUAAAAAAUGAGUAGCAAAACAUUAUAUGAUUGAAAAUGUAGUUAUAGUUAAUGUUUUUACCAAAUUAUUAUUAAAUUGAAAAACAAAUACACACUUUAGCUAGUUGAUUCAAUCAAAUGUUAAGUACUAUAAGAAAAAAUGCACUGUUUGGGCUCCCUGCGUACAUCCCUUAAAAAUAAUUGGCAAAUUAAUGAAUUAAUAAAUAAAUUAUUUUAAUGUAAUUUUGUCAGAUUGUGGUUACUGGUUUAAAUUGUACAAUUUGUGUAGCUCUCUAUUAGAUUACAUAGACGUAAAAUUAGUAUGUUAACAUACAUAAUAAUUCACUUAUAGUAAAAUCUAUAAACCUUAGUUGUAUGCCAAGAUAAUAAAACUAACAGUUAUCUGGAUGGAACUACAUGUUAACUUUAUAGAAACAAAUUUUAACAAAAGCGAUGUAAUUUAUAAUUAAUUUUAUAAUAUUUAUAUUUUCAAACCGAAUUUAAACUUGAUUUUUUUAUGUAACAGAGGCAUGUAGAUUUUUUGUCUUCAUUGUACAAUCUAGGAAAUUUACGGUGUUCUACAUUAACUGCUAAGAGGUCUUGAAAAACUGGUCCUUUUAUAAAUAAUCUAUUAAGUAGUAGUUAAAAGUAAAGACACCAGUCUAUUACUGUGCAAGGAACAAGGUACUGAAGUCAUACACAACGGAUUUCCGCGACUGUACAUCAAUUUCAUUUAAAUGCAUGAGGAAUAGAAGGGACUGACAGGACUGUGCCAAAUGGAAACUUCCGAAUAGUACACUUCAAAUUUAUUUUUAUAAAAAAAGGUUAAUUAUUGUUUGAACAAUAUUGGAUGUUUUAAAAGAUAAAUAACACUCUAAUUUUUAUUAUUUAAAGUUCGUUGUUAAGUGUGAUGCAAAUGUUUUGUAACUAAUAAACCGCAAGCGAAGGCGACUGUCCAUGUACGACAAAAAUUGUAAGCACCCUGUGUACUAGUUCUUAAUCUUUUUUCUGCUGCUCUUAGCAUGUUUUUGUAUUCAAUUAUUAUAGACAAAAUCUAUGGAAGUCUGAAAUAACAAUGUAUUUUGUAUUUUUUUUAUUCUGGCUUUGUCUUCAAGUUCCUCGUUUGUGUGCUAUAAUUAUUUAUAUGAGAUCAUUACGAAACAGCCAUUUACAUUUAAAUUGAUCUAUACGUGAGUUCACAUUGCCGAAACAUUUAUACAAAACAUUUACUGAUCUCAAGUUUUUCUGAAACGGAAAGAGGGAUAGGAACAAUGUUAUGUGAUUGUUUUCGACUAUGUGAGCUCGCUUAGAAAAUUUAUAUCAUUAACCUUCAUAUGUAUUUAAAUUAUAUUACUAUUGUGUUAAUACAAUGCAUUGAAUGCAAAUGAGACUAAGAAAUAAAAUAGUAUUAUAAUGUAAUAAUGAAUUCUUUGUUAUUACAAUACAACAUUGAAGUGUCAACUUCAAAUAAAUUUUUAUUUUUUUAACAUUUUUAAACUAUUAUCAUUCCUUUUAGUUAUGAGAUGAUAAUUACAUUUUUAAGGAUAUAUAUUUCAUAUUAUCCUAUAGUUUAUAUGUGUUACUUAAAAAUGUAUUAAAA